Limanda limanda (common dab) is the source of this 720-nucleotide messenger RNA. RefSeq names its product replication protein A 32 kDa subunit-like. Bases 1 to 720 code for a protein of 239 amino acids. Gene Ontology annotation, cellular component: nucleus; DNA replication factor A complex; chromosome, telomeric region. The transcript is spliced from 9 exons. The record is from RefSeq and is a predicted model, not a curated record. Gene Ontology annotation, biological process: DNA replication; nucleotide-excision repair; double-strand break repair via homologous recombination. Gene Ontology annotation, molecular function: DNA binding. Lineage: Eukaryota; Metazoa; Chordata; Actinopteri; Pleuronectiformes; Pleuronectidae.
AUGGUUGAAGUCAGUGGGACACCAAGACUCACCGCAGGGAAGUGGAAGAAAUCACCUCUUAGGAUUCUGCCCUGCACAGUGUCGCAGCUUCUGUCCGCACCUGAAAUCAACAAUGAUACCUUUGCAAUCUGUGAGCGUGAACUCCACCAGGUGUCUGUUGUGGGCGUCAUCCGAGGAUGUUCCCCCUUCGAGAGCAUCGUCCAGUACUCUGUGGACGACAUGACGGGUCCACCGUUAAAUGUGAAGCAGUGGGUCAACAAAGAGGACUGUGCGACCACGACCGAUGCUUCUCCUGGAACAUACGUGAAGGUGACUGGAAGUCUGCGUAAUUUCAGAGCUCAAAGGUAUUUGAUGGCAAUGAAUAUCCGCUGCAUCGAGGACAUGAAUGAGAUCACAUCCCACAUGUUGGAGGUGGUACAAGCCCAUAUGCACCUUACUGGGGAGGUGUAUGAUGUGAAUAUGAACACCUUUGUUCCCGUGAUGCCUGAGGGGUUAAGCAGUGGACAUCCUCAAGCUUUGUCCACCAUCCAGGACCAGGUGUUAAAUGCAAUCAGGAAGUCCUCUGACCAUAAUGAAGGCAUCAGCUUGCAUGACCUGAAGGCUCAGCUGCAUUUGCUCAGAAUGACAGACAUCAGAUCCUCCUUGACCUUUCUCUUAAAUGAAGGCCAUGUUUUCUGCACCAUCGAUGAGCAUCACUUUAAGACAACAGGAUAUAACUAG